Pelobates cultripes (western spadefoot toad) is the source of this 25125-nucleotide messenger RNA. NCBI's taxonomy places the organism in Eukaryota, Metazoa, Chordata, Amphibia, Anura, Pelobatidae. The record is from the annotation of a GenBank genome assembly.
AUGAGCUGCUGUAUGUCCAUGUAUAAUGAAUCACACAUAGCUUUAGUAGGGACUCCCAGUGAUGUGGUAAACGUGACGUCACGAACCCUAGGAGAUCACGUGACCGAGAGAGCGAGAGCCACGCAGCACCGGACUCCUCAGCUCCCCCCACCCCUCCCCUACCCGCUGGGACACGCAAACGCUUACGGGGCUCGCGCAGGCGCUUCAACACUGCAGGCGCCGCCCCGCACCCUCGCGCAUGCGCAGUCCCCACCCGCGAAGCCGUUCUGCCUCCUGUUUGUCGGCGCGAGCUGCCCUCUUUCCUACGUACUUCCGGUGUGCGGUGUCUGCUCGCUCUCUCAGUAUCUCAGAGCGUCAAAGGCCCCGGGCCGGGUGAAGAGGAGGAGCUGCCGCCGGGAACCGAACGGGGAGACUCGGGAAGACGGGAGCAGGUAUGGCGGAGGGGGUGUCACGGCGGGGCGGGGGGUCCCGGGCAGUGAGUGACCGGAGGGAGAGCUCCAUGGUCAGUGGGAGCUGGAGGGAGGCCGGGGAGGUUCAGCAGGUCACAGGGGCGGGGUGGGGGGUCAGAUCCUCUCACAGCGUCCUGGACCCCCAAACUGAGACCGACACGGGCUGCUGGGGAGCGGGGGGAAGGCCUGUGCGAGUGACACGCAGGCGGAUCCAUGGCCUGAGAGAGAGAGAGAGAGAGAGAGAGAGACAGUAUCAUAACAACUCCCUGUGUAACACACUGCUCACUAUAAUGUAAUAUAAUAAUAUAUACUGAGCCAUGUCUGUCAGAUACCAGGAGGGAUAUAAUAUAUACUGAGCCAGGUCUGUCAGAUACCAGGAGGGAUAUAAUAUAUACUGAGCCAGGUCUGUCAGAUCCCAGGAGGGAUAUAAUAUAUACUGAGCCAGGUCUGUCAGAUCCCAGGAGGGAUAUAAUAUAUACUGAGCCAGGUCUGUCAGACACCAGGAGGGAUAUAAUAUAUACUGAGCCUUGUCUGUCAGAUUCCAGGAGGGAUAUAAUAUAUACUGAGCCAUGUCUGUCAGAUACCAGGAGGGAUAUAAUAUAUACCGAGCCAGGUCUGUCAGAUACCAGGAGGGAUAUAAUAUAUACCGAGCCAGGUCUGUCAGAUACCAGGAGGGAUAUAAUAUAUACUGAGCCAUGUCUGUCAGAUACCAGGAGGGAUAUAAUAUAUACUGAGCCAGGUCUGUCAGAUACCAGGAGGGAUAUAAUAUAUACUGAGCCAUGUCUGUCAGAUACCAGGAGGGAUAUAAUAUAUACUGAGCCAUGUCUGUCAGAUACCAGGAGGGAUAUAAUAUAUACUGAGCCAUGUCUGUCAGAUCCCAGGAGGGAUAUAAUAUAUACUGAGCCAGGUCUGUCAGAUACCAGGAGGGAUAUAAUAUAUACUGAGCCAUGUCUGUCAGAUCCCAGGAGGGAUAUAAUAUAUACUGAGCCUUGUCUGUCAGAUUCCAGGAGGGAUAUAAUAUAUACUGAGCCAUGUCUGUCAGAUACCAGGAGGGAUAUAAUAUAUACUGAGCCAGGUCUGUCAGAUACCAGGAGGGAUAUAAUAUAUACUGAGCCAUGUCUGUCAGAUACCAGGAGGGAUAUAAUAUAUACUGAGCCAUGUCUGUCAGAUACCAGGAGGGAUAUAAUAUAUACUGAGCCAUGUCUGUCAGAUACCAGGAGGGAUAUAAUAUAUACUGAGCCAUGUCUGUCAGAUACCAGGAGGGAUAUAAUAUAUACUGAGCCAUGUCUGUCAGAUCCCAGGAGGGAUAUAAUAUAUACUGAGCCAUGUCUGUCAGAUCCCAGGAGGGAUAUAAUAUAUACUGAGCCAGGUCUGUCAGAUCCCAGGAGGGAUAUAAUAUAUACUGAGCCAGGUCUGUCAGAUACCAGGAGGGAUAUAAUAUAUACUGAGCCAUGUCUGUCAGAUACCAGGAGGGAUAUAAUAUAUACUGAGCCAUGUCUGUCAGAUACCAGGAGGGAUAUAAUAUAUACUGAGCCAGGUCUGUCAGAUACCAGGAGGGAUAUAAUAUAUACUGAGCCAGGUCUGUCAGAUACCAGGAGGGAUAUAAUAUAUACUGAGCCAGGUCUGUCAGAUACCAGGAGGGAUAUAAUAUAUAUACUGAGCAAUGCCUGUCAGAUACCAGGAGGGAUAUAAUAUAUACUGAGCCGGGUCUGUCAGAUACCAGGAGGGAUAUAAUAUAUACUGAGCCGGGUCUAUCAGAUACCAGGAGGGAUAUAAUAUAUACUGAGCCAUGUCUGUCAGAUACCAGGAGGGAUAUAAUAUAUACUGAGCAAUGUCUGUCAGAUACCAGGAGGGAUAUAAUAUAUACUGAGCCAGGUCUGUCAGAUACCAGGAGGGAUAUAAUAUAUAUACUGAGCCAUGUCUGUCAGAUACCAGGAGGGAUAUAAUAUAUACUGAGCCAUGUCUGUCAGAUACCAGGAGGGAUAUAAUAUAUACUGAGCCAGGUCUGUCAGAUACCAGGAGGGAUAUAAUAUAUACUGAGCCAGGUCUGUCAGAUACCAGGAGGGAUAUAAUAUAUACUGAGCCAGGAGGGAUAUAAUAUAUAUACUGAGCAAUGCCUGUCAGAUACCAGGAGGGAUAUAAUAUAUACUGAGCCGGGUCUGUCAGAUACCAGGAGGGAUAUAAUAUAUACUGAGCCGGGUCUAUCAGAUACCAGGAGGGAUAUAAUAUAUACUGAGCCAUGUCUGUCAGAUACCAGGAGGGAUAUAAUAUAUACUGAGCCAUGUCUGUCAGAUACCAGGAGGGAUAUAAUAUAUACCGAGCCAUGUCUGUCAGAUACCAGGAGGGAUAUAAUAUAUACCGAGCCAUGUCUGUCAGAUACCAGGAGGGAUAUAAUAUAUACCGAGCCAUGUCUGUCAGAUACCAGGAGGGAUAUAAUAUAUACCGAGCCAUGUCUGUCAGAUACCAGGAGGGAUAUAAUAUAUACCGAGCCAUGUCUGUCAGAUACCAGGAGGGAUAUAAUAUAUACCGAGCCGUGUCUGUCAGAUACCAGGAGGGAUAUAAUAUAUACUGAGCCGUGUCUGUCAGGUGCCAGGAGGGUGUCCGUCUAUACUGAGCCCUGUCUGUCGCUCAGAUACCACUGGGGUCUAUAUAUAUUUAUUGAACCUCACACUCAGAUAUCAAGGGGGUCUCUCUCUCUCUCUCUCUCUCUCUAUAUAUAUAUAUAUAUAUAUAUAUAUAUAUAUAUAUAUAUAUAUAUAUAUAUAUAUAUAUAUAUAUAUUAUACAUACAUACUGAGCAUCUCACUGAGGCACCAAAGGGGGUCUAUAUAUUCUGAGCGCUGUCUGUCACUCAGAUACCAGGAGGGGCCCCUCUCCUCAUAUACUGAGCAAUGUCUGUCACUCAGCUACCAGAGGAGGCCCAUCUGUACACACUGAGCCUCUCACUCAGGUAUUAAGUUGGGGCCAAUCUGUACAAUCUGAACAAUGGCUUUCCUGUUGGAUUUUAAUCCAUAACAAUGUCUGACUAUUUACUAUAGUGUUAGUUUCCAAAUUUUAUGCCUAAAUAUUCCCCCUUAAAUCAUAAGAGGGGUUUAUUCGCAUGCUAAUUGUAGUGAAUUUGAAAUAUGAAUUGCUAAAUUAGCGGAGUUGGAAAAAUUCUCCAACUCAGCUCUAGUAUUCACUUGGCUCAUUUGAAUGACCUGCAAAAUUGUUCUUGUAACAUUUGAAAUUCACUUUGAAUUUCCUUACUAUUCACCCUUUAGUAAAUUACUGUUUAAAUGUCUCACAAUAAUAUUUUGAAUUAACAAAAUGCCUCGUAUAUUUUAUUUUUCACUGCUUCUCACACAGGUUGAUUCCUUAAUCUCAAUGAGAAAACAAAAAUCCUACAACUCUUUUUGUAGCUUAGUUUGGGCUAAAUUGUGCAAUUCCCUUGUCCUUUUUUCACUAUUCCCUGUUUAGUAAUUAACUCCAACAGGGUCUGUAUAUCACACAAAGUCACUGCUGAAUGUAUAUAUGUAUGUAUGAAAUAAGUCACUGCUUCACAGUUUCGAAGCAUGUCACCAUGAUUUCCUUGCUGAAAGCACCUUUUUCACUUUAAGAGGUAGUAAUAAUAGAAUCUUGAGAAACUCAAUCUGCCUUAGAAUGUUGGUGAAAUUGCAACACAAUUGAAAGUACUGAAGACAGAGUAGGAGCUGUUUCUUCUCAGGUAAUGUCCUUUUAUGGUUCUACAUGAUAAAUGUGGCAAUCUUUGGAGCCAACACAGCAUCAUGCUGCCAUUUCUUAUGUGUGAUGGGUACACUUAGAGAUUUUUUUUUCUGAAUCCAUUAUUGUCUAAAAUGUAUUGGUAAGCUGAUAUUUAGUUGCUAGAACUCACAGCAAAAGCAUAUAUUCUUACAUAUAAGAAUAAUAUAUAUAUAUAUAUAUAUGUUUUGUUUGCUUGUCGCUUAGCUUGGUGUCUGUUCACUAGCCAACUUGCAUGGUUUAGGUGAAAAUAGAAAAGUUGAAGAAAAAAAUUGGGUAGUUUUCAAGGUUCACAAGAACCCUUUUUCAAUUAGAAUUCAUUAAUCCUGGGGCUAGACUUUGUAGUGAUGAUUAAUAAUUGGAUUAUGAAAUAGCUUCUCAAUAGUUGGCCUUUAAGGAACACUGUAGUGGCAGGAAUACAAACUUGUAUUCCUGACACUGUAUUGCUCGUGUGGCUGUUUAGGAUACCGGCCCCACUCCAAUCUGGAUUAAAAGGUGAUUUUACCGUUUCUCUCUUGCAGUGGGUGGCUCUGCCUCCAUGGCUGAGGUCUGUCUUGACGAUCUUUUACAAUCCAAUGUGUUCCCAUAGGAAAGUGUUGGGAGGCUAUUGCGCAUGCACAGCUAAAUGUUGUUCUGGGUCAAUCAACAUAUCCUCAUAGAGAUGCAUGGAAUCAAUGCUUGGUCAAUCAGCAUAUCCUCAUAGAGAUGCAUGGAAUGUCUAUGUGGAACAUUCAGAGUCUCCAUGCAGUGUGGAGAUGCUGAACACCAGUGCUGCAUACUGUGCAGCACUGCACUUGGAAGCACCUCUAGAGACUGAGUAACUCCACCUACAGAUGUUGGUAGGCACAAGUGUAAAUACUGUCUUUGAAAACAGCAUACAGAGACAGGCUAUAGACAUUACGCUGUGUAGUUCUGGUGAAUUAGGUGUCCCUUUAAGUUAUCUUCAUCAAUGGCGGUUUUAUGCUAGUGCAUGUGUAUCUCUUAAAAUACUACCCCCAUACCCAUUUCUGCAAAGGAUCAACUGUCUUAACAUAUAGUACGGUAAUGGAGUAACUAAUAUGUCACUGUGGAUGAAUUUACCACAAUCACUUCAGUGUGUGUCUGUGUCCAGGUUGAAAUCUGAGAUCUCGGCCCAGAAGAGUGCAGUUCUAGGAACAGCUAAGUGCAAAAAACACUCAGAUUCCCAUGAGGAACAUACAAAAUAAAAAGUUUUAUAUAUAUAUAUAUAUAUAUCUCUAUAUAUCUCUAUAUCUAUCCAAUAUGCUUGCACUCCUGGUAAGGUUUGUCGUCUGUGCCUGGUGCUGGUCUGACAAAAUAUAUAAAUCCCAAAAAUUUACCGCCCUUAAAGGACUUGAAUAAAUAAUACUUAACUUUUAUUAAUUCAUCAUAAAAAGAGUUGACAUUUCAGUCCCACCAAGGGGACUUUCAUCAGGACAAGUAAUCAGUCAAACUGCUUAACAACCUCCCUCCAAACAGUAUAUACCCAUAAGUGAAUAGGUUAUCACGCUUACUCUUCGCAGAUGUUCCGAGUCAGCAGCUGCCCAAGAGCGUGCACUGGGCCCACAGCCUAAGGGGGUGGAACACAUGUUGUCAAGGAUACGCAUUGACUGCAAGUACCAUGGGUGCAAGUAAGAUCGCGGUACUACUUCACACCUCGCGCAUGUCUCAACAUGCUGAGGACUGCUAAGCAUCUGGGGGCAAAUCAACUGAUGAACCGGAAAAUACAUUAAAUAAUACACAUAAGCACAGACAAAUGACACAAAUUUAGGACAAUAAAUCAUACAAAUGGUUAUAUGAAUCUCAUUACGGAUGGCAAUAAAAACAAAAUGAUCCUCUUGGGUCUGGACUUAAAUUGUCCUUGUGAGAACCCAGGGAUUCAAAAAGGAAAAUAUAUAUAGUUAUGUACAAAUAAACACAUACAAAGGCUGGAACACUUAAGCAGACAUAAGUAUAAACUUUUAAAUACUGUCUCCUCUUUUGUGGUCAUAAUAGCAAUAAUAAUAAUAAUGGUGCCCAGUAGUCAGUCUCUUACAUAUGUGUAUGUGAGAGAGAGUAAGUGGGCAGAAAAUUUUAUACUAAAGAGCUCAAAUGGAGAGACAUGCCUUGUCAUGGCCUUAUGCCCGAAGCGUUAAAGGACCACUAUAGUGCCAGGAAAACAUACUCGUUUUCCUGGCACUAUAGUGCCCUGAGGGUGUCCCCACCCUCAGGGUCCCCCUCCCGCCCGGCUCUAGAAGGGGGAAAGGGGGUAAAAACUUACCUUUUUCCAGCGCUGGGCGGAGAGCUCUCCUCCUCCGUUCCUCCCCGUCGGCUGAAUGCGCACGCGCGGCAAGAGCUACGCACGCAUUCAGCCGGUCGCAUAGGAAAGUAUUCACAAUGCUUUCCUAUGGACGCUGGCGUACUCUCACUGUGAAAAUCAAAGUGAGAAGCACGCAAGCGCCUCUAGCGGCUGUCAAUGAGACAGCCACUAGAGGAUUUGGGGGAAGGCUUAACCCAUUCAUAAACAUAGCAGUUUCUCUGAAACUGCUAUGUUUAUAAAAGAAUGGGUUAAUCCUAGCUGGACCUGGCACCCAGACCACUUCAUUAAGCUGAAGUGGUCUGGGUGCCUAGAGUGGUCCUUUAAUGUUAGCCUUUAUCAUUCGUCCAUACGCAUUCAAUAAGUCUAAGUACCGUGGUACCCUAAGGCAACAAUUGUAUCAACUUAUUAGAAUAAAAUAAUGUCUCUCUAUAAGUGUCAUCAUAGUAUAUGUACAACCAACUUGCAACUAUGAUAAUCUUUGUAACAGGGAGACCUGGGAUAAUAAUGGCUAAAGGGUUCAAAUGAAGGAACCUAAGAGUAGUCAAAAUGCUUAUUUUAAAGCUAUCGUGUUGAUGAUAAAAAAUAUAAAGUCGUGUUGGUUUGCAUACAGUGUCUAGGGAAAUCAUGAUUGUGUGUGUGUGUGUCUCUCUGUCUGGUUAAACAUAAUGUAUAAGGUGGUAGAGUAUAGUUAGAGAGUGUCCAUAUAGUGGUGCUUUUACUCUUCAACUGUACAAUUCAGGCCACAGACCGUCUGGCUGAUGGUGCUAUAGGCUGGAAGUGGGGUUAUAAGGCUAAGGGCACUGUCAAAGGUACGACUCAAAAAAAACUCAUGUUGGUGUUAUAUCUUGCUACGGUCUCUCGUGUGUGUAUAUAUAUAUGUGUGUGUGUGUGUAUAUAUUCAUGUUAGCCAGUAUUUAGCUUAAAAUAUUUUGUUAAUCGCUCUAGUAUUUUUUAUACUCUCUGCUAGAAUUGUUACAUAAUCCUUUAUGUAUUGUUGAGGCAUAAACUAGUCUAGUAUAAUUUAUAUGCCUCUUCAUGUAGACACCAUACGUGUCUAAAAUUAUAUGAAUACACUGGUUGUUGCAACAGCGUGAAAACAUUUUUGAAAUCAUCAAUGGCUUAUCCACCUGUCAUCCCAUAAUGCAACACAAAUCUUGUUUACAAGUAUGUAGAAAUAACUGUGCACGUCUAUUCAGCCUAACUAGUAAACUGAUAUUUUUGUUUACAUGUAUGUAGAAAGGACUAUAAGCUACUAGUCAGUUUCUCAAAGACUGUACAAGCAAGAUGUUUUCUUGCUUGACUCACUAGUAUUUAUUAACCCCUUCAUGACCGAUGUUUUUCUGAGAUGCGAUGCAUUGGUGACUGAGGACUUUUUGAUCCUUUUCCUAUGUGUUCAUUCCUCCAUAGCGUGUGUCACUCUCUGUAUAAGUGCACCUAACACACACACACACACACACACACACAAAAAAAAAUAUAUAUAUGACAGAUAUGACUAUAUAGCUAACAGACAGAUGGGGCUUUCUUCUGAUAUCCUAUGUAUAUUUAUGACACAACAUAAAGCGUGAAUACAUUUUCUUAUUAAAAUACACUUUCUUAUUUUUAUUUUGCUUAUGAUCAUUACUACACAAAUGCAAUAAAAGGAAACAAUAACUCUACAUAGAUUUAGACUUUUAUUCCUGAUUAUUUAAAUGCCUAAUAUGUGGAGGAUUUAUAUUCAUUUUUGAAAGUUGUAGGACAAAUAUUGCAAAGAACGAAUUGUACUUCUAAAGCAAAAAUACCCCAAAUUGUCCGCACUCAAAGGACUUGAAUAAAUAGUACUUAAAAGGACACUCCAGGCACCCAGACCACUUCUGCCCAUUGGAGUGGUCUGGGUGCCAACUCCCACUACCCUUAACCCUGCAAGUGUAAUUAUUGCAGUUUUUUAUAAACUGCAAUAAUUACCUUACAGGGUUAACUCCACCUCUAGAGCUUGCGCAUUAGGUCUCCCCGGCCGGUGGGCGGGAUCAGUCUCGCCCGCUGGCCGACGUAAUGACUGGGAGGAGCGACGGCGAGAAGAAACCACCGCCGAGGGACAUCGGCGGGGUCUCAGGUAAGUGACUGAAGGGGUUUUCACCCCUUCAGCUACCGGCAGAGGAGACCUGCAGUGCCAGGAAAACGGAUAGUUUUUCUGGCACUGGAGUUUCCGUUUAACUUUUAUUAAUUUAUCAUAAAAAGAGUUGACGUUUCAGUCCCACUAAGGGUACUUUCAUCAGGACAAAUAAACAGUUUAACAGCAUGUAAGGGAGAUUUCCCUCUCAUGCUGCAGAUCUUUAUGGAGUCACUGUCGAUCACACAGUGCCCUUCACUUUCAGCAGCGAGGUAUGAAAGUAGACCCAAUUAGACCCUAUGACAAUUUCCAACUCUCCUAUUUUGGUUUAAAAAUUUUCAGUUUAAUUUCCCAUUAAUUAGCAGUUUAAUAAAUAAUCCUGCAAUAUUAAAAACUGGUGCCUAGGGAAACCACUUCGAAAACUGUUUAACACCAUAAGGUAAGAGGGCAAACCAGAGACUCAAGGCAUCAAACCUAAUAUACAACUACAGUAUAAAGUACACAUUUCUGCAUCCUAAUAAAGACAUCAAGUAAACACAACGUUGAGCAUGUACAUCUUCACAAACCUGCCACAUAGCUUCUGGUGACUCUCAGCCUUGCCUUUUCACCUGUUUUUAUUACCUUUCCACUGAAUUGUUUAGUAAUGGACAAACACUAAAAAUAAUCCCUGUGUGCCAUGUUGCUGCAAAUGAACCAUGGAUGCUUGAUUAGUGGGCAAACAUAAAACAAAUUUUUCUUUUCUCAAUGCACAAACACCGUAAAACUUCUAGGUACCACUUGUAUCUGGUCCAAAUUGUUAUGACACUGGGCGGUUGAGUCUUGGAUUAAUUGGACCAGUGCAUCUGUUUGAUGUAUCCACACGUGCACCCUCCGAUUCUGACUAAUUUCUCACAUUUCCUCAUCUCUGGAUGUACAUUGGUUAACCAAUAUUGUGGCUUACCUUAUCUCUUGUCCUUUGUUUGGCUCUGGUUUUUUUCUGUUUUCAUGCUCUGUGUUCCUCAUCUCUAGGUCUAUUAAUUUAACUGUCUAUCUUAUAUUAUUACUAGUUUGGGCCUUUCUGAUUUUGUAUUGUUCUGUAAAGUAACAAUUUUUUUCCUUGUAUAUUAAGCUUCUGAGGUUACUAUGUAAGUGUCAUGUUGCCAGUCCUCCAUCUGGAUUUCCUAUUUAUACUGCAAAUCAUGAAGAAUAAUGCUUUAUACAAACGGGACGUGGUCCUUUUGAAUUUGUCAAAAGAAUCUCCCCUGACCACCUCCGGUAUGCUGCGAGGAAACAGGCUCUCCUGCCAUGCUUCAGUGGCAGAGGCAACUUCAAGGAUCCCCUGCAUUGCAUCCUGAUUCGCAGCACUGAGAGUUACUGAUUUGACAUCACAUGUUAAUGAUGCAUUAUAUCGGCAUGCAUUGCAGAAUAACUAGAGGGACUCUGAAAUUCUCUCAUGCAAGGGUAGAUCAAUUUACCACUAAACAUCAGAGACAUAAUUGGUGCAACUCUUAAUCUCUAUUCCACAACUCCCUCCUAAAUGCCUACAGAGGUAAAUAUUGGGAGGAGAGGAAGCUACACGUAUGCAUACACAUAUGUGUGUGGUUAAUUAGGUUUGCAAAUGCUUGUGAGUAUAGUUAAUUAGAUAUAUGUGAUUAAAGGGGUACUCCAACCACCAUGACCUCUUAGUGACUUGAAGUGAUCACGGUGGUAGGAGUCAGUAUGUGCAGAGUGUCACGCUAUUAUGAGUUAUUGCUAAUUGUGUGCCCCCAGCACACAAUUAGCAAAAUGUUCCCUUUGCAGACAGAGCUUCUGCAAGGGGAAGCUAGCUCCUCCCUUUUGGGUGUACCCUCGCACCUCCCCUGUCACUCAUUUGUUUUUGUUUUGUAAAACCCUCACUCCUUCCAUCCCCUCAUAUGUGCUCUGAGCUGGUGAAAUGGUCCAAUCGCAAGCUUCUGUGUAAAGACUGUUUAUUUGUGUUGUGGGAUCUUCACCUGGUGCUGUAUAAUGCAUUUUACACUGGACAGUUCCCUCCUCUCAAAAGGGUUAUAGUAACAAUUAAUAUUUUGUCUGUGCCCUGGGUUAGGACAUUGACUCCUAGAUUCAAGGCAAAUUCGUCAAACCAUGGACUAAAUAUUGUAGCAUAAGGAAUAGUGCAGUUACCAAUGCUCGAAUGCUCUUAGAGGAGUGUGCAGGAUGGAAAUAGCGUGUGACCAGGAUUGAAAGAGCAAGUGAUUGAGCCUUGUAAGAAUGCUUUGUGUAUUCAUUACUGAACAUGCAAACAACUUUUCAUAGUACUAAUGUAACAGGAUACUAAAUCCUGCACCACAUCAGAUUUCUCAAGGAUUUGUUUUUAGCUUCUCUGGUUCCUUUCUAUCUGUGGGACUUUUACGUCUUCAACUAGAAGGAUAAGGUUUGUAUAUAUGGAGACAAGGCGUUGCAACCCUCUGUGUGUGUGUGUGUGUGUAAUUGCAUGUGAUAUACAUGUUCAAGCUAGCCCAAUAUCAGCUGUGUUUGCAUGUGUAUAUAAAAAUAAUCUGUGCAUAGAUUAAAAAAUUGUUUCCAAGAUAAAGAGUUCCUGUUUUGAAUUUUUUUUUAAAUUCUUUAUUUUGGCAGGUGAUGUAUGACAUUAACAGCAGUUUCAUUGUAUAACAGUUGAUAAGCAUAGUUAAGAUUUGCAAACAAGGGUGUCUAGUGUGUUCAGCUAAUUUUUUAAUUUAUAACUAUCGUAGAGUAGUGAUGCCCAGAAGCCUGGGGGUGGGUAGUGGAAGCAUCCGCCUUCUCCGUUGUUUAGGCUAAAACAUGAGUCUAUGUGUCUGUGGCGUUACUGUAUCUCCCGGUUGUUGUGUGGGCCUCUAACCCGUAUGGGGGGGGAUGGGGGUUGUGAGCUUAUUACAUACAAUGACAUUAGGAACAUAGCUGUUUUUUGGGGGGUGUUUAUGUUGCUAUAGCAGCACUUAGUUGUAAGAUAUUGUAUGCAUGAAAGUACAGGAUUAAACGAAAAUUAAAACAGUUGGUGCCAUUCUGGACCAUAAGAAUUAAGUCAGAGUCCUGUUCUUUCCCUGGCACAAAGGGAGUGAUUGCCAUGAUGUCCCAUUGAUGGUUGGAGCUCGUCGAUGGGGUUGCUUCAGCAGAGACUGAAGGAAGGACGAGCCUUCCGUGGGGCUUGUUGCUCGCAGGGUCUUCCCCUCUUGAAGUACCGUGAGGGCUCUUGGGUAAGUCCAGCGGUAAGCUAGUCUCGCAGCUUGCAGAGCUUCGGUAAUGGGUUUCAUCGAUUUUCCUCCACAGUAAGGUGGGCCUGCUGAGGUCUUGAAAAAAGGUAAUGUUGUGUAUUUCAAAGUGCAGCGGGGUUUUCCCUUUGAGUGCCGUGAGGAGCCUUUGUUUAUCUGCGACGGUUUGACAGCACAGGAUUAAGUCUCUGGGAGCCGCGGUGGGCGCUUGUGAGGCGCUUUAGGGGUCGGGUGGUUGUUUGCCGUAGGCAGGUUACCUCCUGUGUCCAGAAAGCCUCAGUGUGCCACACUCAGGUCCCGCGGGAUUCCCACGCUGUAGGCCCGGCUUCCCCGCCAUCUGUUUUUGCCACUCGUGGGGAAAAUGAAUGGCAUCUGCCUGCUCGGGACUGCUUCCCCUUUAUGAUCGUGGCGGUUGUGUCGUGGCAGAACUCUCUGUUCUGGCAUGUGGAAAGAUAAGGUCAACUGUUCGUGAAAUCUACAUUUUACACUGUGGCCAAACCCCAACCUCUCAUUUUGGUAAGGAAAGUGAAUGUGCAUCCAAAUUCUCACUAGUCCUCAUUAAAGAAAAUAGGACGCAGCCUUUUUUAUUGUAUUCUUUCUGGUAAAACUCUUAAAUACGUAUAUAGAUGGUGUACACCUGCGCAUUGAGAUUUUCUUACUCACCUCCUGCAGACAAAGGUAACUUGUACCAAAAUUAACAUUUACAAAUCAAAAGGCAGUGUAUUGAGCAAGAGAAUGAGAAUGGAUAUCGAGCGGAAAGGUUAAGCUUCUUUUGAGGUACAUGUAUAAUGAAAGGUAUACAGCUCAUCAGACACUGCUGUGUAAGUUUGUUGAAGCACCACAUUAGCUAUUUGAUUUCACAUUGGUUUGUAUGAAGUUUACCUUUAGACAUUUUUGGGUGGCAGCACAGCUCUGUUGACUUAUCACUGAAAAUGAUGGAUUUCUUUAUGCGUCCUAUGUCCUGUUAUCCUACCAUAUGUUCUCUUGUUUCUCUCCCCUUUCAUUGUUUGGGGUCUUUGUCGUCUGCUCUUGCUCGAUCUCUCUUUAAAAUCUGCAAUCUCUCGGUAUCUUUCCCACCUUAUUUAAACAUGCUUCAGUCAGUACAAUUUUUAAAAUAAGUCUAAGGCUGAUGUAAAUUCACCAUCGAUCUACUGUCUCAUGAAGUCUGACUAAUUCCUACUUCGUGCUUGACCCUCUUUUUUGGGGGGCUUCUGGUCUUUAUAUUCCAGCAAAACCGCUCUAACCAAAGUGAUUAUUGCCAAAUCCAAAGGACACUCUCUGUUGAAGAUUUAUAAGCUGAUUUCAAAACUAGACCACCUGCUUCUUCACAGGUUCCUUAAUCUUGAUCUACAUGACAUUUCAUGCAUCUCUUAUGUUUCCUAGUGCUCUUUUUAGUGUCUCCCUUUCUGGCACAUCCUCCCCCUUCUGUUCUUUCGUUACCCGGCCUCUCUGCAUGAUCUGAUAAUAUGAAUUUGAGUACCACAUCUGUACUGAUGACACAGUUCUCCCUCCCUGACCCCUCACUUACACUCUGUUAUGUCACCAGGUCCAUCUGACUGGAUGACUGCACACUUGCAGUCCCUUGGUCCCUGAAAAGCUGAAUUUCCAUCUCCUUCAUCAGUGUCCACUUUGUUCUAUCUUACAGUGCACUCUCUUUGAGUCUAAGUUUUUCACUCCCCAUAUCUAGUUAAUUUCCGAAGCCUUAUAAUAUUCACUGGUUAAGAUCCAUGUGUUUUUUUUGUUUUGUUUUUUUUUCAUGUGUUUUAAUAUGGACUUGUUAUGGAAUUUUCAGUUUGUAUAAAACAUUCCCAUACAAACUUGUUUAAAAAUAUAAAUUCUUUAGAAAGACAUAUUAAGUAAUUAAAUUCUCUCCCUUGCCACAUCUUUAUUUUCCCUUUUCUAAGUCCUGCUUCUCAUGCACUUAAGGCAAGACAUUUGCUGUUUUAUAACUUUAAUACUUUCAAUUGAAUUCUAUUUGAAUAGCAUGUACUUUACCAUUGUCUUUUGUGCAAUCGAACCCACUUCCUUUAGAUUGCAUUUAAGCAAGGCCCUCACUCCUCUUGCACAUGGAGGUCAGACUUGUUUUGUCAAAUUCACCUGUUUGAUCUUUUUUUCCUCCCACUGUACAGCACCACAAGAUAUAUUGGUGCUUUAGACCUGCUUUACCCACAUUACAAUUAGUACUAAGUGGCUUCCUGUUCGAGGGAUCCUAUCUAUGUUUUUACUAUUGGAUAGGUCAGUCCUGCAGCUGGUUAUCAUGGCAACCGUUUGGUGGACAUUCACGGUCAUAGGCUGGUAGGGUUAAAUAUGCCCUCACUCCUCCCACAGGCAUGGGAUUUCCACAUUUUAUCAUGUUUGGGGUUUUAUAUAAAUGGACUAGAUGUUUGUAUCUUGAAUCUCUUGAUAAGUUCUAUUUGAAGAAAAGUUGUGAUUUACUGCAACUCUGUCACCUAAUUAAGGUAUCUAUACUUUUGACCAAUAUCAUUUGUCGUCUUCUUUGCACAUUGGAUACAUUUGCUCAGUUUGUAUGUUAUCUUUAUUUUGUUUUGUUUUGUUAUUUUGUCAUUGUAUGUUAUCACACUGAUACAAUAUUUGGGUAAGAAGUAUUAUCCCACUAUGUUAUGAUAUUUGAAUUGAUAUUUAGUUCAUUUGACUAUUUACUGAAAUGCUGUAGCAUUAUAUAAUUUAUGGUGCUUUAAACCCUCCCGAAGCAGUAGAAAGGGAUUUUGGAUUUGCCUUUCAUUUUGCCACUUUCCUAUAGAGGUUAAAUUGGACAAAGUUAUGUCUAAAACCAGAUUUUCAUGUUUGUAUCUUACUGGCAGUACUGUUCCAAACCUAUUGUGUAACUUGUUAAUAUUCACGUGCUGAUGGAUAGGAAUAAAGUCUUUUCUUUGUAGUUUUUGUUUGUACCAUUUUUGCCGAGUGAUUGUAAUCUCCAUACAUUUCAGCUUUGUAUUGCUUGGUGCAUUAAGUAUGUCAUGGGCUCUGAUUGCAAUUUUGUUUUCUUAUAUGUUGCACAAGCCUUUAUCAUAUUUCCAUGUUUGACGUUUACACUUUUCUGGGGUUGGGGUGAGCGUGCAAAAGGUUUUUAUAUACUGUUUUUCCAUGUAAUGACAUGACUACGACAUAAAUAUUAACAUCAAUAGUACCAAUUGCACAAUUAAAAAAAUAAAUAAAUAAAAAUCUAUAGAAACAACCUAAUGCAAACUUUUAAUACUUAAAGGGAUAAAAUAAGUGUUUAUAAUAAAACACAGUUGAAAUUACACAACAUAAUCUGUGUGAUUUAUCAUGUUGAAAUGGGGCAUAUACAGAUUCCAAGCACAAUGAUGACAUCAAAUCAGGAAAGUGGUCUUGGUGUAAAGGAAAGCAUUGAAACGUACAAAGGCAUCUGUGGAACACUUUGAGCUCUGAUCUUUAGUUUCUGGCAAUGCCCAAGGCUUUAGUGAGGAAGUCUCAGAGAAGAGGAGGACUUUCACUAGGAAUUGAGUGAAAUGGGAGAAGAACUAUUUUUUAGAUAGGAUAUUUACCAAAUCUAUCCAUUUGCUAGCAAAUCUGCUAGCACAAUGUAUAGAUGGAAUGUCAAGCUCUUUUGGAAGCUAUAUUAGUUUUAGUCUUGACAGGAUCCGUUAAUCUCCAUAUGUGAAACACUGCACAUCCAGACUCCAGUGACCAUGACCACUUCAAACCAUCAAAGUGGUCAUGGUGCUUAGAAUGUUCCUUUAACUCAUUGUCUUCUGAUAAUGCAGAAUACACAAGUGCAAAAUCUAGUUUGUUCUGGUAAAGGUUGAGAUGUAUAUGGUAACUAAAUAGAGUUGAAAUUAAAACUUAUCACUUGUAUUGUAUGUUGAUUAUUUCUUAACAUUUUGCUUAUGUGUUAUUUUACAGGACAGAUUCAGAAAUGUCUUUCAUAUUUGAAUGGAUUUAUAACGGCUUCAGCAGCGUGCUGCAGUUUUUAGGUAAAACAUUUUUUGUGUAUACGUUUUGUUAUAUAGAUGUUCAGUUUCUUUGGUUCACACCACUGGUUUUCUUUUGUAAUGUAUUUUAAUUUAUAAAAUCUGCUUUGCAGGAUUAUACAAAAAGUCAGGAAAACUAGUGUUUUUAGGCUUGGAUAAUGCAGGAAAAACCACACUUCUACACAUGCUUAAGGAUGAUCGGCUCGGGCAACAUGUUCCCACACUACAUCCAAGUAUGUAUGACCAAGAUUUUAAUACUUGUAUGACCAUGUGGAAAUUAUGAGCUGUACUGAUAACCUUUAAAUUUUAUCUUUCUAUAUCAAUUUGUUUUGUGGUAUAUAUGUUUUUAUUCAUAUCAUAACCUGAACUGAAAUUUUAAUAUGUUUACUUUUCCCUGUAGUUAAAGGAACACUAUAGCGUUAGGAAUACAAAUAUGUAUUCCAAACGCUAUAGAGUCCUAGUCAGCAUUUAAGUGACUUGGACCCCGUUCUGCUGUGAAUAAAUUGUUAAUUAACCAUUUAUUUGCUUACCUUAAUCCAGCGCCAGGCUCCCUCGGCAUUGGUGACCUCUCCUCCUCCAUCAAAGUCAGCUUCUGAGUGGAGCCGAAUGCAUUCAAACCCGCCCAUAGGAAAGCAUUACUCAAUGCUUUCCUAUAGGGAUCUUUUUUGACACUGGACUCCGUGAGGAGUCAAAUAAGUGCGAUUUACUCCGUGUAAAUCGCGGAAGCGGCCUCUAGUGACUGUCAGGGAGACGGCCAUUAGAGGCUGGGUUAAUCCUGCAAUGUAAACAUAGCUGUUUCUCUGAAACUGCUAUGUUUUCAGCUGCAGGGUUGAAACUAGGGGGACCUGGCACCCAGACCACUUCAUUGAGCUGAAGUAAAAAUCAGACUGUUUCAAAUGGCCAUGGAACAGCUGAUGGAGCUCUGAAUCUGUUGGCGCUAUAUAAAUGGCAAUAAUAAUAAGUAUUCUUGGUGCCUAUAGUGGUCCUUUAAAAAAUAUUAUUUUUUUGGUGAGGUGUGAAAAAAGUUAAAUGUAGAAAUCCACACCUCUUUAUCCUGGAUCUAGGUGCCCCUGCCUAAGUUCCAUGUAAGUCAUAGUUGCAAACUCUCUCCUGGCAGUCAGAAGAACAUACAGAGAAGAGAAAAAUGUAAACACAGUUUCUAUUUCUCCUCUUUAUUUGCAAUCUUUUCACUUUCUUUGCCUUCUCUGAGCUGGAUAAAAUGUAAUUUUCUAAAUCUUUAAAGGGACACUAUAGGCACCAAAACUAAUUAAUCUUGUUAAAGUGCUCUGGGUGCAAUGUAAAAUAUUGCAGUUUUAGAGAAACAGCUAUGUUUAUGUUGAAGUGUUAAGACUGCCUUUACUGGCUGUUUUCCAGACAGGCUCUAGCGGUGCUUCCUGCUGUUUCACAGAGUUUAACUUCAUGAUACGACACUGGACACAAAUGUGUUUUGCAUGAGGACGUCCAGCGUCUUCAAAAUCCCCAUAAAAAAAAAUUGUCAGUGCUUCCUAUAGGGAAGGCCUAAAGCACGUGCGGCACUCACUGCGCAUUAAGUUUCUCCUCACCAUUGUGUUGGAGGAGAUUGAGCCAGUGCCGAGAGCACUGUGCUGGAAUAAGGUAAGUGAUGUGAUCUAAAAGAUCUAGGAAUCAUGAAAAUUUAUGUAACCAUAGAAACAAGUCCCCAUCACCACCAGGGGAUUCUUUCCCCUAUUAGUCUAUCUAGUGUAUGCGGCAAAACCACUACCAUUUUGUUUCAGUAUUGCUAUUUUUUUUUUUUGAAAAUGCUGAGCAAUUCUGUUGAGACAGGAAGCUCCCAGCAAUGUCUAUUGACUGUACUUUGACAAAGGAGAAGUGUUGUGAGUUGUGUUACUUUAGGUCAAUGCCUGAUUUCACUUUUUCUCUUUGAAAAACUCUUUAUAAGCAGCAAAGUGGCUGUUGGGUUGCAGGGAAUGUUACCACUUGACAUAACACCCUUUUACUUCAUAUGAUUACUUUAUUUUGGACUUGUUGAUUAUCAGUACCAUUAGAAAGUUUGUCCAUGACAAAAUAUUUAAAUAUUUGUGCGCAAAAUGGCUGAAAGAAUUAAAAAUAUAUAUUUUUGAAGAAACCUGUGCAAUGUAAUUUUUUUCUUUUCUGUGCAGCAUCAGAGGAGCUGACAAUUGCUGGAAUGACUUUCACAACCUUUGACCUUGGUGGACAUGAGCAAGGUGGAGAAAUCAUAUCAUACCUUUUCUUACUGCUAAUACAGUUAGAUUAUAUCAGAAUUGAAAAUAUAUAUUUUCUUGCUUAUUUUUGUUUUCUCUUUAAUGUAGCCCGUCGUGUUUGGAAGAACUACUUACCGGCGAUUAAUGGAAUUGUGUUUCUUGUGGACUGCGUAGACCAUAGCCGCCUUAUGGAGUCCAAAGUUGAGCUGAAUGUAAGAAACAUUUUAUUGAUAUUGAAAAUGCUAGUCAAAAUGGUUUCAUAUAGCUUCACUUUCAUGAGUCUUAAUGCAAGAACAGUUAGUUUUCAUCUGUCAACUAAGCUAUUUUAAAUCACCCUGUACUCUUUGGUGAUCAUUUUACAUAUAUUAUGUGUUACUGGAAAAUAAGUGCAGAUUAAAAGACAGAGCAUGAAAUAAAUAUAAAAAAAACCUAAUAGAUAAGGUUUUACCAAUGCAGGUAUGGUAACACUUGUAUGUUUCACCAUGUAAGACUUCACUACCAUUUGUUGGUAUAAUUUUGAGCAGAAUACUUGGCAAGGCUAAUUGUAAAUAUGUAUAGCUAGUUAAACUGAUACUCUGAGCACAAAACAACCUUAGCUUAUUGAAGCCGUUUUGGUGUAUAGAUCGUACUUCUUCAGUCCCACUGCCCAUCUCUGUGACAUUUAGGAGUUCUACCACGUUUGAUGCAGCCCUAACCACAACCUCUCCUGGUUGUGAGUCACUCAGCCAACAUGCAAUUUUUUUUAUUUUUGAUCAUAUCUGCCAUAACCUUUUUUGAAGUGCUUAUCUCCUGCUUUGUUUAUUAAAUGUAUUCACUCACAGGCAGUGGUGUAUCUUGGAUUGGUGCUACCCUAGGCACGACUAAAUUCAAGCACCUAAUCUAAAUUUGCACCACCAUUUCGUGUCAAGGCCACUUUUUAGACUGACAGACGCUCGUCCUCAUUGACACAUGCACUGACACACACUCUGACGCGGCUACACACACACACACACACACUGACGGCUACACACACACACACACACACACACUCUGACGGCUACACACACACACACACUGACGGCUACACACACACACACACACACUGACCGCUACACACACACAGUUGCUGGACUGGGGCUGCUGGCUGGGCGGACAGACUCCUGGGGCUGCUGCCUUCUGCGAGCUCGGCUGGCUGGCUGGGUGGGUGGGCGGGCAGGCGCUCAAUAGAGGCGGCGAGGGAACUGAGCUCUUCCUGCUCUACUGCCUCGCGCACCGCCGGGGCCGGAGUGACAUCAUAUUCCGGCUCCGGGCAUCAUAGAAGGGCACGCAAGGGACCAGGACGAGCUGAGAGGACUGCGCUCCCUCGCUGCCCGCCUACACUAUGAGCCAGCCGGCCACCUCUUGUUCUCUCCCAGGACGUGGGGCAAACUUUCCUGGGCACUUAGGGUGUCGUUUUUUGCCAACUCCCUGAAAGUGCUGCCCUAGACAAAUGCUUUGUUUGUCUCGUGGCAAAUACAGCCCUGCUGACAGGUGGCUACUGCAGGCACCAGUAGGCUACCAACAGAUUGAAAGAUAAGAAAUUAUAACUUAAACAGUGUGCAAUAAAGGAAGUUUAAACAUUCGAUCUCUUUUUACAGGAGAGGGUCACAUGCAGGGCUGUGUAAACUAAGUGAUUUAACUCCUAAAUGACAGAUAAUUGAACAGUUAGGCUUCAGGAAAUUAUCUAUACACAAAAAACACUACAUUAAGCUAACAAUGUUUGGUGCUUAUAGUGUCCAUUUUAUUUGAUGUAAAGUGUAUAUAGUCAAUUAAAUUGAAAGCAAAAUAUUACAGUGAAAACCUAAUGUCACAAAAAAUAUCUUGAUAUAAGUGUAUACCUUACAUUCUAAUAGUUUUGAGUUGAUCCAGCAGGGUAAGUGACUGUGAUUACUACUAUGUAUUUAAAGGAACACUAUAGUCACCUAAAUUACUUUAGCUGAAUAAAGCAGUUUUAGUGUAUAGAUCAUUCCCCUGCAAUUUCACUACUAAAUUCACUGUCAUUUAGGAGUUAAAUCACUUUGUUUCUGUUUAUGCAGCCUUUGCCACAGCGCCCCUGGGUAUGAUUGACAGAGCCUGCAUGAAAAAAAAAAACUGGUUUCACUUUCAAACAGAUGUAAUUUACCUUAAAUAAUUGUAUCUCAAUCUCUAAAUUGAACUGUAAUCACAUACAGGAGGCUCUUGCAGGGUCUAGCAAGCUAUUAACAUAGCAGGGAAUAAGAAAAUCUUAAUUAAACAGAACUUGCAAUAAAGAAAGCCUAAAUAGGGCUCUCUUUACAGGAAGUGUUUAUGGAAGGUUGUGCAAGUCACAUGCAGGGAGGUGUGACUAGGGUUCAUAAACAAAGAGAUUUAACUCCUAAAUGGAAGAGGAUUGAGCAGUGAGGCUGCAGGGGCAUGUUCUAUACACCAAAACUGCUUCAUUAAGCUAAAGUUGUUCAGGUGACUAUAGUGUCCCUUUAAAUAAUGAGGAUGGCACAUUUUCCUCCGUGUGGUAAAUAAAAUGUAUUUCCGUACAUGAACACGUGAUCUUGAAACAAAUCAAGACGAUGUUACAUGUAAACCAUGUGGUUGUGUCCAGAUUGAUUCAUAGUAAUGCAGAAAUGGUAAUGUUCUUUCUUUCUUUUUUGCAGUCACUUAUGACAGAUGAAACGAUAUCCAAUGUGCCAAUCCUUAUCUUGGGAAAUAAAAUUGACAGACCUGAAGCAAUCAGUGAAGAGAAAUUGAGAGAAAUAUUUGGGCUUUAUGGGCAGACCACAGGAAAGGUAAGUUAAAAUUCUUUACGUUUUUUAUUGUUGAUAUAGCUUAGUAGUUGGUCGCUAUCUGAGUCACAGGUUCUUAUCUCAGCACGGUCGACGCAGCCUUUUAAUCAUCAAAGUUUGAAAAAAAAUGAGUACCGUUUAUAAAAUGCAUGCAACCUUUAGCUACUUGGAAACUAGUGAUUAGUUACUCACUAAAGUGGGAAUUAUCAGGAAUUCAAAGUGAUUUUCAAAUUUUAGAUGAAAAAAAUCUGUUGGAAGCACAGCUGACUUGGAGAGUUUUUCAAUUUCGCUAUUUUGGCAUUAAACUAGAAAUUCACUGUGAUUUCCAACAAUUCUCACUUUAGAAAAUAACUGUAUAUUUACUUAUUCAGUUAACUCCUUCUGAUUCUAUUCAUUAUUCGUUUUCACAUCGUUCGUGCUCUACCAGCAAAAAAUCGCUUGGUAUAAGACUAACUAGACAUCAUCCAUAUGAAUUUGUCAUUGUUUAUUUGUUUGAACUCGAUUCUAGGAAUAGGGCCAUUACACAAGGUACAGGUUGUGUAAACCUGCCAUGAACUUAUUUACAGACAUUAUUUUAAAUCUAGAAGAUCUAUGGCUUGUAGAUUAUUACAGGAAGAAACCUCCAAAAUUUUAGACACACACAUAUAUGUGUAUGUGUCUAUCUUUAUAUUAAUCAAGUUUAGCAUGAGAGAAAAGGAAAAAAGUGUUUUUAAUUUUGUUUGGUUGUUCCUAGUUUUUAAACUUGUAAUAGAAUAUAUGCAAAGAACCACCCCAGGAAAAGGUAGUUUAGUAUUUAAAAUAUUGGUUCUCCCCUUCAUUUUUGAAACCACCAUAUGAAACUUUCUCUGAUUAAUUUAUUGAGGUUCUUUUGAUAACAGCUAUGUCUGACAUUUUUUUUUUCUUCAACGAUCACACUGCUGUCAUUGAUAUAUUUUAUAGGUGAGCAGGAUUCAGUUGCAUCAAAUCUCUGUUAAAUGCUUGGACACCACUAAAUGUAGACCCCUCCAUGUGCUGAAAGUUUUAAAAAAUUUUUUAAAUUGAAUAAUGAGACCACCCCAUACACUAUGCUAAGCUUUAAUAUGUGAUGCUUGUACAUAUGUUAUUUAAUUGUAAAAAGUAUUCAUAUUUUUCUGAAACAUUUGGCGGUUUCUGAGCUUUUCACAUUCUAAAUACUAAGCAAGUGUAAUGAUGUAAACUAAAACUUCACUGCUGCGGAAAAAUGUAUAAUAACUAAACUGAGUUUCACAGAUCAGAGCACACUUGCACAUUAUGCUUUGAGCGUUCCCCUCAAAAGAUUUAUGAAAUGCAUAAUCUUUUCAACGCAUUUUUCAUUACUUCGUUUUGUUCUUCCUAGGGUAACGUGCCACUGAAGGAUCUUAAUGCUCGCCCAAUGGAAGUGUUUAUGUGCAGCGUGCUUAAGAGGCAGGGCUACGGUGAAGGAUUCCGCUGGCUCUCACAGUACAUUGACUGAAACUUUAUUUUUCUCUCCUAUCCCCCUCAUUGAACGACAAGAAAACAACCAUAUUAUACAGAGUUCAACUCUUCGGACUUGAUCCAGACUGACUUCUCUAUCAGUGUGUGGCAGACUCACAUAGGCAGUGAUUAACAAAGUACAACAACCAGGAGUCUUGUGGGGCACGUCCCUCUGAUCAAGAGUUAAUUGAUUUCAAAAAGAAACCAAUUCUAUUUUUUAAAGAACGUAUCAAUGUUAACUGUAUCCAACUCCCUUUUAUUUUUUUGUUUUUGUUUUAUCCCUCAUUUAUUUGUACUAGGUUCUUUUUUUUUUUUUUUUUUUUUUGACUAUUUAAUGGUAUUUACAUAUAUCACAACGUACUGAAUCAAUUACCAUGGCAUUAAAAGUCUGCAAUAAACCUAGUUUUGUCCUGGCCUGCUCUCCAACAGUACUUCUAGUUUUGCUGGUGGUAUAUCAGGGGAGAAUAUGUUUGUGCUUGUAUCUAUUUUUCAUUUUCUCUAAGUGGAAUGAAAAGUACUCAAGCUGGAAUACAGUUUAUUGCCAAUUUUUAUCUUACACCUAAACAUGCUGUUGUAGGUUGCUUUUUAUUUUUCCCCAGUAAAUGUCUAUGGUAUAUAAUCGGAGGUCAUUCUUAAGAGUUAUGGGUGUACUCCCUCUUAGGAUAAGAAUGUACUAACAGUGGUGUGAAGACUAAUACAAUGGAAAACAGCUAUAACCAGCUUAUUUUGUACUGUUCCCAGUCACUGUUUUAGUUGCUUUUUAAAACCACUGGAUUACCCAGUCCCACCUAUAUAGAAUUUGCAAUAAAGUAAAAACACUCAGACCUAAAACAUUGUGACAUGGUUCUUUGUGUUUCUUUUGCAGUGCAAUAAAAGUUAAGAACUGCCUGGUCCUUUUUGCUAGCCAUCGUGAUUGCGAAUGUAUACAUGAGCAGAUAUGUACACGUUUUGUGUUUGUUUUCCCUUUUUUUUUUUUUUUUAACCUUCUGUCUGCACUGCCAGUUAUGCAGAAUUUAAAUGUGUCCAUGCUUUGUAAACCUGGUCCAUAAUAAUUUGCAAUCCUUGCCAUGUAUAGUAUUCUUGAAAAAAGGACAGAGGAAUAGGUCAGGAACAUGUGUCCUAUUCAUAGAGGGGACAGCACAACAUAAUCAGAACAUUAACUGAACACUGGCUUCAGAUAAUUCUGAGCAUGUUUCAAACCAAACAAAGUACUGAUAGGUUGUUUUGUUUGAGGCCUUAAAAAGGUCUUAAAUGGGCUUUCUAAGCACUGUAUCACACUACAAUUCCUUGUAGUGGUUAUAUUGCACAAAGUGUGCGUAGUGUUGUACCCCUGGUUUAUGUUAACGUUUUUGAGCAGUUUAACAAAAAACAAUGCCUUCUGGCACGUACAUCUUGGCACCCCUGGGGAGAAUUGAUUAGCUGAGAGCACUGGAAAGGCCUGACAGUGGCAUCUAAAGUUGGAUUGGCUAGAGACGUUCACUUGUACGUAACCAAGUAGCAGACACUGGCAAAGCCUAGUUUUUGAAAGUCCAUUUGAACAGUUUAACAGCUGAAGUUUAUAUGGUGGUAUGAGUGCUGCUUUAAACUACCAAUUUACUAAAUGGUGAAGUAAAUUGCAUUGCCUACUACAAGAGACAGAUUUAAAAAGCAAAAGGUAGAUCCCCACAGAUAACAAGGAAAAAAUGAACCCAAUAGAGAGGGAGAACGAUAAGUGAUCAGGGAAGCCCUUCCUUUAUUCGUUCUAAGGGUCAAGGGACAAACGAGGUGAGUAGAAUGAAAUUCUACUCACAAUACAAGUUUAUCCAUAAUAUUCUAAAUGGCAUGUAACUUAAGGCAUCGGCUUAGUUUACUUUUUUUUUUAAAGUGCAUGUAACAGGGUAUAUAUAAUAUAAUAAAGUACCUUUAUUAUAAACCACCUGUGUUUAAAUAUUAACGUUUAACAAUUUCACUCAAGGUAGAAGUUGGGCACAUCCAUGUAUAAGCAAAGUCUUGAAUGCAAUACCGUUUUUUGAAAGAACUGCUAAUUGAGAGAACUGCUAAUACAGUGCAUAGUUACCAGCCUACUGACUUGAUAGUUGGAGUGUUCUCUGGUUAAGUCCUUGUAUAUAAUAAACACAGUUUUCAAGCUUAUAUUUUACUGGUAUUCCUAGAAAAGUUGUAGAAACUGUCUGCGACAACUCAUUGUGUUCUAUUUCGCAGUAUAAAGGCGGCAAACCUUUACACAACUUUAGUGUUUACCUUCCAAUCUAUUGCUGUGAGCAAUUUGCUACUUAAAAUGUAAGUUACAUAAUGAUUACUUGUUUCUUGCCAGAGAGUCUUCCGCUGCAGCUACUCGCUCCACCUCAUAGAAAAACAUUAGAUAGGAAACUCGCACGAGUGUCCAAACACCACAUGCCUCCAAUCUAUUUGAUAGCAAGAUCGAGUUUACUUGGUUUUGGAAGAGAAAUCACCUCUAGUGGCUUUCUGGAAGAUGGCCACCUGGGGAGUAUUUGAAGGACCACUAUAGUGCCAGGAAAACAUACUUGUUUUCCUGGCACUAUAGUGCCCUGAGGGUGCCCCCAUCUGCCGGGCUCUAGACGGUGGGAGGGGUUAAACUUACCUCUUUCUCCAGCGCCGGGCAGGGAAUUCUCCUUUUCCUCCAUAUCGACGUCAUCGGCUGAUUGCACAUGUGCAGCAGGAGCCGCGCGCGCAUUCAGCCAGUCCAUAGGAAAGCAAUCACAGUGAGAAGCGCCUCUAGCGGCUGUCAAUGAGACAGCCACUAGAGGCUGGAUUAACCCAUCUGAAACUGCUAUGUUUAUAGAAGAAAGGGUUAAUCCUAGUUGGACCUGGCACCCAGACCACUUAAUUAAGCUGAAGUGGUCUGGGUGCCUAAAGUGGUCCUUUAACUCCAAUGCAGGGUAAAAAUUAUUGGACCACUGCAACUAGGUUUGUAUUCCUAAUCCUAUAG